AUGAUCUUCAAUAAAGCGACCACCGUGGCCGUCUUUGGCCUUCUUGCGCUCGUCGGAGCUAAAGCUGACGGGUCGUCGGCGGAACAACGUGAAUUCAACAGGCCUGAUACCCCGAUUCCAGGAGUCACGAUCAACAACGAUGAAGUCGGUCGUUACUGCAUCCUCGGGCAGAAGGAUUCGCCCAAGGGAUACGCCUGUUUUUCGCUCCUCGGUAACAUCCGAGCCCGUAUGUUUGAGCACGAAAACCUGAACGGCUUCAUGACCUUGGCCGGAGAAGCCUUUGUGUUGAUCGACAAUGGCGCUACGCAGUCAUUUGCCACCGAUGUAGACAAAGUCACCGUGACUCCUUCAAAGCAGGCACAUUGCCUAAGGCUCAACGUUGAACGUCAGAAGGGUCCAGGCUACAAGGGCGUGAGCAUUGCCUCAACCUCGUGCCCAGACUCGCCCGCAUUCCAUCUAGCAGACAAGUGGACCAAUCCGUGA
Molecule: messenger RNA, 483 nt
Organism: Moesziomyces antarcticus
Lineage: Eukaryota; Fungi; Basidiomycota; Ustilaginomycetes; Ustilaginales; Ustilaginaceae
Exons: 2
Coding region: 1-483 (160 amino acids)
Source: RefSeq, a predicted model, not a curated record